CGUAGGAUCAUGGGAUCAUUGAAAAUCAGAAAUAAAACUCAAGUUGUGAGCUCUUUCGAGCUCACCGUGGAUUAGUCUCGUUCAAUCAUGAACGGGGAUACCACGUAAAAUCUCGUGUUGUUCGUGUUCGCUUUCAUUCCGCAUUGCAGAAUUCUACAUGGUAUCAGAGCUAACCUUGAUCUAGGGUUAAAGUUUUCUUCUCCGGCGCCGCACGUCUUUCUCGCUAGGGCUUCUCAGCGUUCCGCGUCCUCAGCUCGUGCAUACUGCCCUCUCUAUCGUUUUUUUUUUUUUUUGGUCUUCUUCGGCACAAUGAGUUUGGAUACUGGUGCUCUCACCACCGGGGUUCCCUCUGGCAUCGACGCACUGUCGCCUCUCCAUCUCCAUCCCGCGGAUCACCCCAACCUCAUGUUUGUCAGCGAGGCACUCACCGACUUCAAUUACGGUGAUUGGGUGGCGGAGAUAACCAACUCCUUGCUGGCUAAAAAUAAACUCGGUUUUGUUACUGGUGACACGCCUCGUCCUGAACCAGGUCCGCAGCUGGAUGCUUGGAUCCGUUGCAAUGCUGCGGUGGUUGGGUGGUUGCGCACGGCCAUGAGUCGUGAUGUCCGCACCAGUCUUUCAUCUAGUCUUUCCGCGCAUCAAAUCUGGGAAGAACUCAGAGAAAGGUUCAGCACCGGCAAUCUCCCACGUCGCUACAAGCUUCGUCGCGACAUUACAGCUCUCCGUCAAGAUCACUUGAGCGUGGCAGCUUUCUACUCCAAACUAAAGCGCCUCUGGGACGAUUGGCUCACGUUGGACCCUCCUGCUCGUUGCACAUGUGGAAAGUGUGAGUGCCAUGUCGAGCAGCGCACUCGAUCUUCACAUGAGGAGAUGCGUCUACUUGAUUUUCUAAUCGGGUUGGAUGACAACUUCUCGGUCGUCCGCACUCAACUGCUCUCGAUGAAACCUACUCCUACCCUUGGCGCUGCGUAUCAGAUGGCAGCCAAUGAGGAGCAGCAACGUAGCCUUUCACAUGAGUCUCGUCCCUCGCCCGUUGAUGCUGCUGCUUUCAAGGGAAGGGAGACGUGCUUCCAGGUGAACCUCGCACUGCCGAAGGUCGCCCCUGGUGUACUCACUGUGAAAAGCUGGGGCACUUCAAAGCCACAUGCUAUGAGCUCAUUGUCUAUCCACAACGAUCAUCGUCUCAAGGAGGCGGCAAAUCCGGUGACAAGUCUAAGCGUCGCCACUCCAAGUCUUCUCGGCCUGACGCUAAGGCUGCUGCUGUUGAAAGUGACGCUAGCGGCGCUGUUCCUGGCUUAAACCCGGCACAAAUCGCCCAACUUCGGGCGUUCCUCAACAUGGAUUCUCCCAACAAACCAUCAGCCGGAAUGGCAGUCAACAUGUCAAGUAAUGUCUCUCCCUCUCUCGACUCAUGGAUUAUCGAUUCGGGCUGUAAUGAACACAUAGUUACGAA
Messenger RNA from Linum trigynum, 1453 nucleotides. The record is from the annotation of a GenBank genome assembly. Lineage: Eukaryota; Viridiplantae; Streptophyta; Magnoliopsida; Malpighiales; Linaceae.